AUGGAGGUUUGUGCUGAAACGAUGCAUUCCAAUGGGGAACAAACUUUGAAGCAUUCUAAAUCUGCAAUUGAAGUUAAAAGAUCAAGCGAAAACACCUAUAAAUAUUUUCAUUCCAAUGUAAAGCAAAAUUUAAAACAAACUUCCACUUUUGUCAAUCACGCCGCAAAUGCUUGGCACGAGAAUAAAAAAGAGUGGGUCGGCGAUAAGUCUCAGAAUUCCCCAAGAACGCCUAAGGAUCCAAUUAUUAGCUGGUCGACAUCAUAUGAAGAUCUGCUUUCUACUGGUGAAUAUUUUGCGGAGUGCAUACCAUUGCCUGGGAUGGUAGAUUUCUUAGUUGAUAUUUGGCUUGAUGAAGAAGGCUCCUUUGACUAA
This is a messenger RNA of Vicia faba (fava bean), 372 nucleotides long. The record is from the annotation of a GenBank genome assembly. Lineage: Eukaryota; Viridiplantae; Streptophyta; Magnoliopsida; Fabales; Fabaceae.